AUGCACAAGCACAGGCUUGAUCGACAUUUCAAACCUCGCCAAUAUCUUGGUCAUGAGCAUCUGUCAUUGGUGCUUAACACCAUGCUCUCAGCAUCGCGACAUGUUGGUCACCAAGUUAUCAUUCAGAACAUGGUCCAACUCGGCAUUACAUUUUACACCACCGCACAGGGCUCUACCCAGGGACCAACCCAUGUGAAGUGGCAUGAUUUGGGAUAUGCAAGUCGUUCUUUCCACAUAUUCCAACCACUAACAAUUUGCCUUGCAGUACAUAAAACUCAAGCAUGUUCUGGUGUUUCGAUGAAGCCAGAACACAUGGAGCAUCACCAUUUUUUUUGGCAAGUUCAAGAAUUAUGCAAUGAUAAUAGUGCAGGACUACUCCUUGAUCAAGUGAUGAAGGAGGAGCCUCUGUUUCUUGCCUCUGAUGAGGGAGGGAGGAACUUUGUUGUCCCUCACCAAGUAGCUACAGCACAAUCUCUAUCCCAUGCAUUGUCUUAUUGGACCAAGCAAGCUGGUCUUCCAACCUCAGUAUGUACAACUGGGGUCUUUCAUACUCACUACUCUCACAACAUGAACAAUAUAUCGACUGUUGGGAUUAGAUUGGGGGAGGUUGCUGGAACCAAUGAAAGUAGACCUGGAGAAAUGCUUGAGGGUGUUCCAGCUAUUCAAAAAUUGGACGAAAAACUCAGCUCUGAAUGGGAAGGCUUUCUGUCACACUUUAACAGCGUAGCUCAAACUUAUAAAGUCCACCAAUAUUGGGCACGAAAGGAGAGGAGCAACUGCUCUAGUGACAGAACCUACUCUAUGACCAAGAUGGGGGCCACUGGAACAACCAACAACCAAAAUGCUGCUGCCAUCGAGGUGGCGAAACCUUCCAGCCAUAUUAUACAAGCUAUCACAGACCAGCAACCAUUGAAUCAGCAGAGCCUCCAGUGGUCUCCCUUUACUGACCCAUGCACCUGGCAGGCCUCGCUCACUCAGGAAUUGCAGCAUGAACAGGAUGUUGGGGACAUGGCAGCAGCUUUUGACAAUGAAGAAGCACUGGAGCUCGAACCCCAGGUCGCAAAAUACACACAACUGCUGGACCAUGUAGCUUCCAAAGGACAGCCUCCUCGGGAAGAUAUCACUCUGCCAGAACCGAUUCCGAGGAGUGAUACUACUCUGCCAGAACCAACUCCAAGCACCAAUACCGAUUCUGAUAUUCAAGCAGAUUGCUCAGGCCCUGCCAUAGAAGAAUCUGCAGAGAUCAAUGUUCUCCAGAUCCCAUCAGUGACAUGUGAAAGGCAAUGCUAG
Messenger RNA from Laccaria bicolor S238N-H82, 1290 nucleotides. RefSeq lists its product as uncharacterized. NCBI's taxonomy places the organism in Eukaryota, Fungi, Basidiomycota, Agaricomycetes, Agaricales, Hydnangiaceae. The coding region runs from base 1 to 1290 and encodes 429 amino acids. The record is from RefSeq and is a predicted model, not a curated record. The transcript is spliced from 7 exons.